Molecule: messenger RNA, 1438 nt
Organism: Spinacia oleracea (spinach)
Lineage: Eukaryota; Viridiplantae; Streptophyta; Magnoliopsida; Caryophyllales; Amaranthaceae
Product: secretory carrier-associated membrane protein 1
Exons: 13
Coding region: 193-1107 (304 amino acids)
Biological process (GO): protein transport
Cellular component (GO): trans-Golgi network membrane; recycling endosome membrane
Source: RefSeq, a predicted model, not a curated record
AAAAAAGGAAAAAAAAGAAAAGAAAAAGAAAGCAAGAAAACAAAAGGUCGUCGCUCUCAUCACCGUUCGUUGAAACCAUUUUCUGAAACUGAAAACCGAACCUGAAAACUCCUGUAGAUUUCCCGCAUUUUCUCUCACAUUGUACAAACCUCAAGUUUUUGACCUGAUCACUUCAAAUUUAACUCCGCUUCAAUGUCGUACGAUCGAAACCCUUUUGACGAGGAUGUUAAUCCUUUUGCGGACCAAUCUAAAGGAAAAGGAAGUAAGCAAUCAGCCUUUAGUGGAGGUGCAUUUUACAUGCCUAAUCCUGGUAGUGUUCCUCCUGCUCCAAACACUAUACUUUCACCACUUCCAUCAGAACGUGCUGAUUACAAUCGUGGUGCAACAGUUGACAUUCCUCUCGAGAAUGGAAGGGAUUUGAAGAGCAAAGAGAAGGAACUGCAAGCUAAGGAGGCUGAACUGAGGAAAAAGGAACAGGAUUUGAAGAGGAGGGAAGAUGCUAUCUCUCGUGCUGGGAUUGUGAUAGAAGAGAAGAACUGGCCUCCCUUUCUCCCUAUUAUUCAUCAUGACAUUGCAAAUGAGAUACCUGUUCAUCUGCAGAAGUUGCAGUAUGUUGCAUUUUCAACAUAUCUUGGACUUGUAUUCUGCCUUUUAUGGAAUUUUGUGGCUGUCACUAUUGCUUGGAUCAAAGGGGAAGGAGUGAAAAUUUGGCUCCUAGCGAUCAUCUAUUUUAUAUCUGGAGUUCCAGGGGCUUAUGUCUUCUGGUAUCGUCCUCUGUAUCGCGCUAUGAGGACAGACAGCGCUUUGAAGUUUGGAUGGUUUUUCAUUGCCUAUUCAGUUCACAUAGGCUUUUGCAUUUUGGCUGCAGUUGCUCCACCUAUUGUCUUUGAGGGAAGAUCUCUUACGGGGAUCUUGCCUGCUAUAGAUGUUUUAUCUGAAAAUGCUAUUAUCGGGACUUUAUACCUUGUUGGAUUUGGGUUCUUCGUCCUUGAAGUGCUGCUUAGCAUUUGGGUCAUUCAGCAAGUUUACAUGUAUUUCCGCGGAAGUGGCAAAGCUGCAGAGAUGAGAAAGCAGGCUGCAAGGCAAACAAUGAUGGCAGCACUAUAAAUAAUAUCGAGUACAGAGAGAGUGCACCGUAUAUACAUAUGAUACUCAUUUUUACUUCUCCAAAAUCCUGCUGCUCAAUUUUCUGCUUUGAUAUUUUUUUUCUUUUUCUUUUCCUGUUACUCUGUUAUAUGUACAUCAAAAUCACAGAUUUUAAUGAUCAGUUUAUGUUUUCGCCCAUUAUUCUAUUGAAGGAGGUUGCUAAUGUUUUUGGCUCACUUGAUUCAACAAAUUGUAAUUUCAUUUGGGUUUUUUUGGUGAAAAGAUUGUAAUUUCAUUUAUAACAGAGCAUUAAUUGAUUUAUCAUAGUUCUCAGAUUCUUCAGCUCAUAAAA